AUGGUGGGAAGACGCCCUGGUGGACGCAAGCCGGUCAACAAGGCCGGUGGCAAUGCCAGCGACUCUGGAGACAACAACGAUAUCUCUGCGGCCGAGAGCGACAGCUACGGCGGCGAGAACAGGCAGAUCAGCGCGCAGGAGGAGGCUGAUCUCAGCAGCGCGCUUAUAGCCAAGCUGCUUGCUGAGGACAGCGGCGGUGGCAGCCACUAUAGGGGUUACUAUGACGAUUAUAGCAAUGGGGCAGCACUUGGCGAGACUUACGACGACGGCGCGUCGGGAAGUGAGGCCGACGACGAUUGGGAUCCUAGCCGGAAGAAACAGCGCCGCCCGAAGAAGAGUGCUGCCGCCGCCGCACCCAAAAAGGAACGGCCGCCGCCGCUGCCCGUGGCGCCUGGGCAAUACCGCUCCGGUGCCUACACUGACGAGGAAGAGCUAAAGUUCAACGAGGGCCUCGAGCUGUAUGGGCGCUCGUGGGGUGAGAUAUCAACACACGUUGUCACACGCGAUGCAAAGUCGAUCAGGUCGCACGCCCAGAAAUAUUUUAUCAAGCUGUUCAGGGACAGCAUCCCGCUUCCGGCCAAGGUCAGGGAGUCCGGAGAGGGCUACACUCUUUCGGGCAGGCCACUGGAUCCGAACAGCGCGGCUGCUCGCCCGUACCUCCAGCAUGUCAUGCAGCUCGAUCCGGCGCCUCUGAGAGCGCCAAAGCCAGCGACCACUCCCGCAUGCAAGCUGGAAACCGAGGCAGAGUCCGCCCAUACCAAUAGCGACGAAGGCGCUUCUGCGAGCACUGAGGUCACUGAGACCACUGACCAAGGCCCUGCGACUUUAGAUAACACAGCGGCCCCUGAGCCCCCGCUGCCAAAGUCGCCGGUGCGCACCGAGUAUGCAAUGAGUCGUCCGCAGCGCAACCACGCACGACCAGUAACGCUGCACUACGAAGACCCGCACCAGAUGGUCCGCUGCACUCCGUUCCUGGGGCAGCCGCUGUCGGGCGCAACCGGCAGCCAACCGUUCAAGCUGGUGGUCCAUACGAACGCGCAGCUGCAAAUGGACUUUCACGCACACCUCAUGCUCUCUGAGGUCAUCGGGCUUCUCGGCGGCAUCUGGGACGCUGGGAAGAAGGUGCUGACUGUCACCCGCGCCUUUCCGUGCGAGGCGCUGGAGUCCGAGGACGCGCAUACCAACGUCGAGAUGGAUCCCGGCAGCGAACUUGUUGUAAGGCACCAGAUCAUGGAUGCUGGCCUGCGCGUGGUCGGCUGGUACCAUUCGCACCCGACAUUUCGGCCGGAUCCCUCGAUCAUCGAUAUUGAGAACCAGACAGCAUACCAGGCUCUUUUCCGCGACAACGAGAGCUCCGAAGAGCCAUUUGUUGGCGCUAUAGUCGGGCCAUACGACUCGGAGCUGCCGGGUCCCGUGUCGGUAUUCAACUGGUUCUAUGUCGGCAAGUCGGCGGUCGACCGUGGGCACCCCAAACGGCUGAUGGUUGAGACCAUGCCUGACAAGGGGCUCCCUGCGACGGAGCAGCACAUCCUAUUGCAGCUGCUCGACAACGCGCGCGAGCUCAAAAACCAUGCGGUCCUCGAGGAGGCGUGGCGGCCGUCGUCGACGGAGCUGCGGUCAUUGAAAAUGGCGGUGUCGCUGGCGCACCGCAUGCCUUGGCUCGCCGCGGCGCCCAGGUGUGACUCUGGACCCGGAACGCCAACCGUGCUGGCCGGCCACACUGCCAUAGAGGCGAAGCUGCCCCCCGAGCUCAGCGCCGAAGCUGCGCUUGCCGACAGUGCCUCGGACUGCACGGCUGCUGGCGGCAGCGAUCACCUGGACAUUGAAAAGCGCAUUUCGCCAGCGUGCCUGCUGGCGGGACAGUGCGCCAUGCAGGACCAGUUCCUGGCCGCGCUGAGCAGCCGGUUCGCUGUCGGUGUCUUUAAGACGGGUCCUGACGGCAGGGUGGCCGAUCCCCUGGGCCUGAAGCGCGUGUACGCAGCGUAUUUUAUGCAGUGGUCGGCUUGA
Kickxella alabastrina is the source of this 2007-nucleotide messenger RNA. RefSeq lists its product as uncharacterized. Gene Ontology annotation, biological process: double-strand break repair. Gene Ontology annotation, molecular function: polyubiquitin modification-dependent protein binding; metallopeptidase activity. Lineage: Eukaryota; Fungi; Kickxellomycota; Kickxellomycetes; Kickxellales; Kickxellaceae. The transcript has 3 exons. Gene Ontology annotation, cellular component: BRCA1-A complex; BRISC complex. The record is from RefSeq and is a predicted model, not a curated record. Bases 1 to 2007 code for a protein of 668 amino acids.